AUGUAUUUCUCCAGCUCUAACGUCUUGUUCGCUUCCCUAGUAUCUUUGAUCGCCGUCAACAGCGUCACGGCGACGACCUUCUCAACUAAUACCAAGAUCGACGCCCUGACCGAACAGCAGGUGCUCGCAAUCGCUCCUAACUCUGCGGAUUGCACCAAAGCUUCAUUCCCUGAUGAAUGCACAAACGCCACUGUUGCAACGGAGCAACUUAACAAAGCCUUCAAGGCAUACAAAGUUUGGUCGCUGGGCCCAAAGGCGGCGCUAGCAUCGCUCAUCGCAUUUGAGUCUGGCGACUUUGUCUACAAUAUCAAUCAUUUCCCUGGAAGGCCUGGACAAGGAACCAAGGCGAUGUUGAUGUUCAAAUGGGUCUACAAAUUUGCUCUCUGGUGCGGGUUUGAGGAUGAAAUGUCCACUAUCGUUGGGAAGCCUGCUGGAGACGUCACCGAAGCCGAGACCGCUACUUUCAGCAAUGACACCAUGAAGGCCGUCCGUGCGCUUGUUCUUCCCGUCAACUUCACGUUCAAAGCUGCACCAUGGUAUUUGGUCAAGCAGUGCAAACGUGAGCAUUAUACAGGACUCAUCACCGAUGGUUACGAGGGUUUCAAGAACUACAUCGAGCUGUGCAUCGAGGCAGGCGAUAUCACCGAGGACAGGACCGCAAAGUGGUGCACAGCGAUCUCGGCCUUGAAGCCAGCUGAUAUGGACAUGCCAACCCAGUGCACCGCAACAUCUAGCACCACAGCUGCUGCUUCUGUGGUCGCAUCUCCUACGGCUACUGCUUCUCCCUCAGGCUAUUAA
Morchella sextelata is the source of this 798-nucleotide messenger RNA. RefSeq lists its product as uncharacterized. Bases 1 to 798 code for a protein of 265 amino acids. The transcript has 3 exons. NCBI's taxonomy places the organism in Eukaryota, Fungi, Ascomycota, Pezizomycetes, Pezizales, Morchellaceae. The record is from RefSeq and is a predicted model, not a curated record.